UCUCCCUCCACUUCUUUUUCUUCUGCCUGUAGCUUUGUCUGGUAAUAUGGUUUUUGUUGUAGUUUCUGUCAAGUCUGCAUGAGGCUUUAUUAGUGAGCAAGAAGUUUUUGAUUUUUGAGAGGAGGUCUACUGCAAAUCUGUCAUGAGCUCCAGCCUGGUGAACUCUUUAGCCAAGGUCUAUGAUCCCAACCCUCUCCACGGUCAGAAGCCUGGUGGAAGGAAGCUUUCUCUCAAUGGAUCAGACAAGUCCCAAGCUUCUUCAUCUUCUUCGUUCUCUCACCAUGAUGCCGCCCUGCGCAGCGUGGAGAGCCGUAUGGACUCCCUGAGCUCUCAAAUGGAGUGUUUGCUCAACAUGCAGCAGACCGUCCUGACCAGGCUGGACGGCCUGUCCCAGGACGUGAGGGGCAUGGGACGUGAUCUGGCCUCCAUGCGUGAGGAGGGCCGUGGUGGUGGUGGGGGUCGUGGUGGUUCAGAGGUGGUGGCGGCGGCGUGCAAGGAGCUGCAGAUGGUGGUGGAGAGGGCCAGUGAGCGGAUGGAGAGUCAGGGGCGAAGGCUGGACGGGGUGGAGAAGCUGGUGGAAGGCACCCAGCAGGUGAUCAGCUUCAUCGGGGAGGUGGUGAAGAGCUCCAGGCUGGUGGAGCUGCUCUUCAAACAGCCUGGAAACAAACAGAACAGGAAGGCAAAGGAUGACAAGGAUAAAUCCAAACUGAGCCAGAAGGGCUUGAAGGCCCAGAAGAAGAGGAAGCCCCCGGACACGUCAGACUCCCUGAAUGAACCUGUGCUGCAGGAACAAGUGGAAAAACUCAACAGGCAGAAUACGGAGCAUUCGCAUGGAAACACGGAGGCCGAAGUCCAAAGAGGAGAGGAUAGGGGAAGUGGAGGACGAAGACAGGAGACGGCAGAGCUGAUCCUGGACGGACCACACGCCUCUGCCAGCCAGCCAGACGAGGACAGGAAGAAGACACCUAAGGAGAGAGAGGAGGCAGAGGAAGGGGGUCGCUUUGAGGAAUCAAAGCCAGAGGAAGAGGGGAAGAAAUUAGAGAAAAAGACAACAGAUGUUAUUCCAGAGCAGACUGGAGGAGGGGAGGAUGAUGGGAAGAAGAGGCGUAAAGGAGAGGCAGAAGUGUCGUCUAAAGCAUCAAAGAGUGUCAUCGCCGACAUUCCCACUGAGAUCUGCAAGACUUCUCUCCUAACACCGGAAAGCUCUGACGAGGUCGGCGACGUGGCCACUUGCAGCAAACGUCGCGUCGCGGAAGAAGACGUGGUGAAGGACGACCUGAAAAAAAGCAGAGUGGAAGACAGUAAGGUGGAAAGCGCUGACGGAAAGUCGGCGGAAGGGGCCGAGCCGCAAGCCUCCAAAUCCGAUGACGUAAAGACGAAGAAGGCGGAAGAGGAAGUGAAGGAGGGAGAGUUAGCAGGGAUGGAAUUUAUCAUAGACUCCAGCCCUCCACCAUCGGCACCUUUUGACCACCGCAUCGUGACUCCCAAACCCCAUCAGAUAGCCACCUAUUACACUAUAAACAGAGACGAGGUCCUGGGAGGGGGGCGUUUUGGACAAGUCCACAAGUGCAUAGAGAACUCAUCUGGUCUGACGUUGGCUGCCAAGAUCAUCAAAGCCAGGAGCCAGAAAGAGAAGGAUGUGGUGAGGAAUGAGAUCCAGGUGAUGAACCAGCUGAACCACUCCAACCUCAUCCAGCUGUACGCCGCCUUCGAGUCUCGCCAUGACAUCAUCCUAGUCAUGGAGUAUGUCGAGGGAGGCGAGCUGUUUGAUCGCAUCAUUGAUGAGAACUACAACCUGACGGAGCUGGACACGGUGCUGUUUAUACGCCAGAUCUGUGAAGGGCUGCAGUACAUGCAUAAGAUGUACAUCCUACACCUUGACCUCAAGCCAGAGAACAUUCUUUGUGUCAGCAGAGCUACAAACAAGAUAAAAAUAAUUGAUUUCGGUCUGGCCAGGAGGUAUAAACCCCGAGAGAAGCUGAGGGUCAACUUUGGAACACCUGAAUUUUUAGCUCCUGAAGUCAUCAACUAUGAGUUUGUUUCAUUCCCCACAGACAUGUGGAGCCUUGGCGUCAUUACUUACAUGCUACUCAGUGGCUUGUCUCCGUUUCUGGGGGACGAUGACAACGAGACACUAAAUAACAUUCUGGCCUGUCAGUGGAACUUUGAGGAGGAGGAGUUUUCGGACAUCUCUGAUGAGGCCAAAGACUUCAUCACCCGUCUGCUGGUGAAGAGCAAGAGCUGGAGGAUGAGCGCUGCGGAGUCCCUCAGACACCCCUGGCUGUCAGACCGGAGUCUGCACUAUCGACUAAAUCUGAAGAAAAACAAGUGCCACUCCACACAUGCUCCUUCUCCAGAGAGCUAGACAGGAAACACUGUGAGGCCCUCAGCAUGCCUCUUGACAAUGUAGGGCCCUGGUGCCCAACACUGGACCAAUGCUGCUUUACCUGUAUGGCUACUGGAUAACUACUCUCUGCCUCGCAUCCUCACAUUACCUCCACAGCUUGUAGUUCUGACCUGUAGCAGAAUAUUGUGAGGUCAGCAGGAAGAAACCUGACCUUUUUAUCCCUGCCUUUGAAGUAGAAACUGCCUGCUAGCAUGGUUACUGUCCGGUAGAGCACAAUACUUCAGACUGAGGCUCCGUAGUUCUGUGGUAUUUAGUGUUUUUUUUGUAGCUGCCAAGGUAAAAAAAUAAAAAAAGACCUGUAUUGAAAUCCAAGAUAUUAGAGACAAAAGGCCUGUAUUACUUGUCACUUCUACAAUUGCCACAUCUCAAAAUGAAAAUCUGCAGUUUUGCAUCAAACAAACACUGUUGUUCUCCCUCUGACUUUGUCAUGUUGUUCUGGUUUGUUGCAUGCUUUGCACUUUUUGGCCUAUUUCUCCAAGAUUCAGCAAACAACACACGAAAUAUAGACUGAAUGUUACUAUUUAAAUAAUAUAUUUUUGUGAAUACAGAUUGUUUUCUUUCUUUUAAUUUACAAGUCUUAUGAAAAUUUUAUUCUUUCUUGAACAUGACAUAAAAAAAUACAUUUAGAAUUUGCUUGAUUUUAAAGUCACAACCUGUUAAUUUAUUUUUUAUAUAACACAGUUCUGCAUAACCUUAUUCCCCUGAAAGUAAGAAUAUCUCAAUGACUGUAAACUUUCUGGUUUGUGCCAUAUUCAGCCCACAUAACUGGUACAUUUUCACUGUAGCCCGGAUUGCCUUCUGUAUGCAUUCAUGCCGCUAGCUUGCCUUUGCUUCGGCAGUUUGGAGUAGCCCUCUCACCUUCCGUGAAGGCAUAACGAACAACAGAAUACUACCUAUGAAUGAUUCAUGUUUAUGACUGGAGUGGAUUCUUAUGUUCAUUUAUUUACUGGUUCAAUACCAGACUGUACUUGAAGUGCAAAGCUUUUACUCAAGAUGGGAUUUUUCUUUUCAGGGGAGACAAACAGGAUUUCAUUUAGUUAUUUAACAUCCUUUAUGUGUAAAUGCACAGUUCAGCUUGAUGGGGUGCCAACGACGGAGCAAAGAAGACGUCAGUCUGUGCAGUAUUGUCCCAUUUUUCAUUAAGUAAUGGAAAGUUGGAUGAAUAUUCGUCACUCAGUUGUUGACUGUUCCAUUUGAAAAUGGAAAAGCUUUGUGAUUUUGAAUACUUGUUUAUUUGAAUUAAUGACUACUUUUUUCAAGUUUUCUUGUGUAAUGAUGAAUAAAUAAAUGUAGAAUAUAAAUAAGCAA
Thunnus maccoyii (southern bluefin tuna) is the source of this 3715-nucleotide messenger RNA. RefSeq names its product myosin light chain kinase family, member 4b (gene mylk4b). The transcript has 13 exons. Gene Ontology annotation, biological process: intracellular signal transduction; positive regulation of apoptotic process; protein phosphorylation. Gene Ontology annotation, cellular component: cytoplasm; nucleus. Gene Ontology annotation, molecular function: protein serine/threonine kinase activity; ATP binding. NCBI's taxonomy places the organism in Eukaryota, Metazoa, Chordata, Actinopteri, Scombriformes, Scombridae. The record is from RefSeq and is a predicted model, not a curated record. Bases 143 to 2365 code for a protein of 740 amino acids.